AUGCCUGCAUGGAAAGUACUGCUUUUUUGCAGGGCAUAUCUGGAGAAGAACUUCAGUGUUACUUAUGUUAAAAGUCAACUUAACAUUUCAGAACACACUGCUAUAGACUGGACCUCUUUUUGUGCAGAAAUAUGUGAAUAUUGGCUCCAACAGCAGAAGCCAAUCGGAGGGCCAGGAGUUCAGGUUGAAAUAGAUGAAACAGUAAUCAGCAAACGAAAGUACAACCGUGGACGUAUGCUGAAGACAGUUUGGCUUUUUGGAGGGAUUGAGAGAGUGGGGAAGAAAUUCUUCAUAAUCCCACUAAUCACGGAAGGAGAGGAAGGAACGGAACCUGACGUCGUGCCAAGAUCUGCUGAGAAUCUCGUUACUCACAUUAAGCAAUUCAUUGUUCCUGGUUCUGUUGUUUAUAGUGACAUGUGGAAAGGAUACGACUCAUUAGGCAAGAUAGGAUACACGCACCAUAGAGUCAAUCAUUCAAAGGAGUUUGUGUCAACAAGUGACACCAGUGUCCACACACAAAACAUUGAACGUCUCUGGCGCGACGUGAAGGAGUGGGUUAAAAAGCCUGGUAUUGUGCUCUAUCACGUCAAAAAGUACAUCGCCAGGUAUGUCUUUUGCAAGAUGGUGACUGAAGAAGCAAAAUUUCAUGAAUUUCUCCUCACUGCUGCAAAGAUGUACCCACACGACGGUAAUAAGAUAAGACCAGAUCCACGACUGACUGACGCUUAA
Molecule: messenger RNA, 729 nt
Organism: Hyalella azteca
Lineage: Eukaryota; Metazoa; Arthropoda; Malacostraca; Amphipoda; Hyalellidae
Exons: 1
Coding region: 1-729 (242 amino acids)
Source: RefSeq, a predicted model, not a curated record